This is a messenger RNA of Ectocarpus siliculosus, 3536 nucleotides long. Lineage: Eukaryota; Phaeophyceae; Ectocarpales; Ectocarpaceae. The record is from the annotation of a GenBank genome assembly.
AUGAUCAGUUGCGCCUUGCCCCCGUGCACCAUGUCUUCGCUGUGGUCUGGGGCUGGGGUCGGGAUCCUACUGCGGCGUUCGACGGCCGACGGCGCCACGCAUCUCAAACAAUACUACACACUUGACAUAGCAGUGCCGAAAGCGCUGUCGGAUCUCCUGGAUAAAAUCAAGACCUCGACCAGCCCAACAGCAUCAAAGGGACCAACACAGGAUGGUGAGGACGUCGACACCGGCAACGCCGCAGGGAAGGGGAGCGCUACCCCGUAUCAGCUGCCGGCGCUCUUGGACAUAGCUCGCUUGGCGCUGACGCCCAGCUGCGCCGGCGGGGUAAGGGUGGGAACAACCCCACCCAAAGCGCGCUCCCGCGCCCUGGCGCUAGACUGUCUCAGCCUCGGCUUGGUCCUGCACCUCGAACCGAGCGAGGGGGAUCGGUUGAAAGAUUUCAGGCGUGAAGCCUUAGCCGUUGCGGCCGUGGGAGCGAAGGACGAGCGGUGGGAGGUCAGGGUCGCCGCGGCGCGGGCGGCAGGAGAAGUUUUGAGGAGGACAGGAGGGCAGGAAAAGUUGGUUCACUUGCUGUCGUCCAAGCAGGGCUGUUGGCUCCCGGCCCUUCUCGCCGACGGCUACCCAGAGGUGCAACACGCCGCCCGUGAGGCUCUCACCCAGAGCCUCGCUUGUCCAGACGGUAGCUGCGACGGCAUGCCGGAGAACGGUCUCAACCCGGCCGCAGUAUCGCUCCCGUCGUCGCCAUCUGCCGCCGCUGCUCCUGUUAGAGCCGCCUCUUCUUUCCCGCCGACGGCGGCGGCGGCGGCGGCGAUGCGCGGGGCGUGCGAGGCUCUGCGAGCGGCGGCCCUAUCGAACUUGGACGUCGAGCCGGAGGCCGGCGGCGUCGUCGACCUGAGAGCCGUCGACCUCGCGGAGGAGGAGACCACGCGUACCGCCCUGCGAGCGCUGCGGGGCGGGGCUUCCUUGUUGGGAUCGCCACCGGGGGAGCGAGAGUCGCACUCGCACCUGCCCCUCCUCGCAUCGUCUUCGGCACUGCCGGGCCGGCGGGAGGAAGAGCACGGGAACGAGCAGGAGGCGACGGCCGCUCGGGUGGAAGCUCUAGAGUCGGUAGAAGCGUUGCUCGUUGGAACACUGCCAGAUUUUCCGGAUCUGUCUGUGCCGUGGGCCGCGGAAGGCGGAGACCAGCACGGAGCGGCGGCAAGCGCUAGGAGUGCCGCUGGAGUAGGCGGCCUCUCGCUGGAAGCUGGCGAGACCGUCUGCGCGCUCUCGCUCGGGGGCGCGGAAGGCGCGGCGGGAUUUCGCGCCAAGGCGUUGGAAGCGGCCACGGCAGCGGUAGAGGAGUUUCGGUCCGAGUGCCUGUCGGCGGCUGCGGGUGACGGGGGCGGAGAAACCGGAGGUAAAGGGGGGGAGGGCUUGUGGAAACGGGUUUACUGCGGACUGCUUGUGCGAUUGGAGGGGUGUUCUGCGUUCAUGGUGGGCCCCGAGCCGCCGUCACCGCCAACGGCGGUGUCACUUCCGGCGCGGGAGGGCGUCGUCGUGAACGGGCGAGAUGGCCACGACACGUCGGCGGCGACGCCACCGACGCAAGCCCUCAUCGCCGGAGAAGGGGCGGGCGGCAGCACGGUCGGCGGCGAAUCCACCACCGCACCCGCCGCCCGUGGGUCUCCGCCGUCCUCCCUCGCUCGGCUGACGGAAGCGUUCGCAGAAGCGCUGGAAGAGGUGCCCUUGGCGUACGAGCAGGCCGUGCCCCCAAACCUCGACAACAAUGACGACAUGACCAUCAGCGAGAAGAACGCGUUGCGCGCUCGGGGCGGCAGGCGACGGCGGUGGAUGGUGGCUUCCACGCACCUCCUGCUUCGGGCUGGCGCGAAGUUGUGCGAACAAUACCGGCGCUCCUGCGGCGGCGGAGCGCCAGCCGCCGACGUUGCCGGCGGUAGCGGUAGCGGAGGGGAGCAAGCGCUCGCGUCGGCGACGCUGGUGAAGCUGUUGGCCGACGACCCCAACGAGGCCUGGCUGUCUUGCAUGCGGUCGCCGGAGGACACCCCGGGGCUCGAUCCCGCAGGAGCAACAGCACCCUCCUCAGCAUCCGAGCUUACUGCCCCCAUACCGUGGGAGUCGUGCGUGCACGGGCAAGCGCUCCCGAGACACUAUCUCUCCGCGCCGUGGGCGAGCCACGCCACCACCGUCGAGCUGGCGAAGCGACUCGUGGACAUCGCCUGGAGCGCGCUCUACCUGGGCGGCGACGACGCCGGCGGAAGCGGGCCCACCGCCGCCGCCGAGACGCUGAUGCGGGCCCUACGGGCUGCCACUCGCGCUCGCGGGGGGUGGCGGGAGGACGCCGGGGUCGGCAUCAAGCACGCCGCGUCCGCGGCGAUCCGGAGGCUUCGUUUCCCGCUCUUCUCCGGCGCGGCCCUCGGGCACGCACUGCCGCUGGCCCUGCCGCUCGCGGACGACUACGACCCGGCCCAUCAGGCCGUAGGGUUCUCGCUGCUGCUGCGGCUGUUCGCCGAGGCCCCGCCGGCGGAGCUGGGGUUGCACCGCGGGCUCCUGCUGGAGGUCCUCGAGAGGGGGAUCAGGUGCGGCGGGAGGGACCCUUCCGCGUCGGCGUUGUGCAUGGCGGCGGUGGUGAGGCUUCUGCGACGCUCACCGAAGAACGGCGGCGGUGGCGGCGGCGGCGGCGGCGGCGGCGGCGAGCGUGCCGGGAUUCGAAUCGCGAGAGAGACGCUAGCGCAGGCGGCGAGGGCAACGGACGGGGCGGUGAAGGCCGUCAUGGUUUGCGGCGCGGCUGCCCUGCUGGAGGUGCCGGCCACCGGGAAAGGGUACGCGCCGUGCGAGUUUCUUCGGCCGGCGCUUCUGUGCCUCCUCCCGAUCCUUCAGUCUCCCCCAGUAUCAUCGAGGCUCGACGCCCGGGCCGCGUCCCUCCGGGCCGUCCGGGCGCUUUGCCUCUCCUGCUGGCCACGAGUCCAUGCCCACGCCUCGAAGCUGCUUUGCUCCCUGCUCUGGACGUGCGGCGACUGCACCCGACGAGCGUCGGUCCGAAGACUCUCCUCCUCGUCGCCGGGAGGCGGCAGGGCCAAAGACGGGCCCGCGCGCCCGCAGCCGUCUCUGGGAGUAGUCCUCGCGGCAAACGCCGCGGCGAUCGACCCCUUGACGGACGAGGCCGUCCGAACCUACGCGACGAGGCUCGGGGCCCUGGUGUUGGUGUUGGCCGGAGACGGCAACGGCGGCGGCGGUGGGGCUUCCGCCGCGCGGUCGACGCUCAGGGAGAUUUGCGCGGCCGUUUCGGUGCUGCGACCCCACGGGGCUGCCAUGGAGCGGCUUGCGGACGGGGGGUUCUCGUUGGAGGAGGGUGCUGGGCGGGAAGGGGCAGCUGCCGUAGAUGGGGAAGAAGGGCGCAUGGAAGGAAAAAGCCCUGCUGGUGAUGGCGGCUGCGGUAAUUCAGAGAUGGAAAAGCGGCUGUCGAGUGAGACCAACUCCGCCGCCAAGUUGGUGUCUUGACCACGUGUAAAUAUUAACGGGACUUCUGAUGCGUG